CUCUCGGCUGGUAUCAUGCAGGGGCCAUGUAUCUACCUGCUCGUGAUCACCCUCUCCUGCACUAUUUAUUCUGCUGCCUCCGCUGGGUGUACGAGCCCUGCCACUGCACUCUGUAAUUUUGUCUGUGAUUGCUGGGAUUGCUCAGAUGAGAGGCAUUGUGGCUAUCAUAAGGACUCGGCUGUUUUAGGGGUUCCCUUCAGCUGUGACUUUGAGCAGGAUGAUUGUGGAUGGAGAGAUAUCAGCACUUCCUCCCAUCGGUGGGCCAGAGAGCGCCUCAGUUCACCAAUGUGGGGAUCCCGUCCCCACGCGGACCAUACUCUCGGAAACCGAUGGGGAUGGUUCAUGGCCACAGGAGGCCACAGUGGGAUGUCCGCUGUCACUGCCACGGUCAGAUCGCCUGUACUUCGAGACGCAGCUGCCACCUGCGAGAUCCACGUUCACUACCACGUGUGGAGUUCAGGUUCGACCAGUAACGGGAGCCUGUCUAUGCAGCUGACGGCUAAUGCUCAGACGUACACUUUGUGGGAAACCGAACUAAAAAGUGCUUUGGCAUGGAGGCGAGCUGUGAUGUACACUGGCAGAAUUUCCGCUGAAUUUCAGCUUUCUGUGACCUCAUCUUGGGAGUCCUCUCCUCACGGAAAUGUUGCAAUAGAUGAUAUUGAAUUCCGACAUUGCAUGCUGUCAGUGCCGCAGGUUUCAUGCCACGAUGGGCAGAAGCAGUGUGACCGUGGGUCUUGUGUAGACAACAAAGCCUGGUGUGAUGGAACUGAUGACUGUGGCGAUAAGUCAGAUGAGAAGAAUUGCACAAAUUAUCAUGUCUGUGACUUUGAAAAUGAUACGUGUGGCUGGAAUGUAACCAACUGGAAUCGAGUCGAUGGAUUCAGCUCCAGGCCGAGUCGAGAUCACACUUCGAACAGCCGCUCUGGUUACUUCCUGCGGGCUUACAGUGAAAAUGAUCUCUCUGGGCCUUUUAUAAACCCAGCCACCAACGAAACCUGCUUUCUUGUUUUGUAUUACAUGAUGGACGGAUCAAACAGCAGCCGCCUGGUUAUCGGUUAUCGGUUAUCCAACCAGGCUACCAUAGUGCCAGCCAAGGUUAUCCAAGGACCGCGCGACAAUGUGUGGCUGCGAGAGAGCGUUCACAUCCCCACUAUCAGUGACACCUAUCAGAUUAUAAUCCGAGCUAACAUUGCCUAUGGGACUGAUUCCAUUAUCGCUCUGGAUGACCUUAUCCUGUCUCCUGAUUGUAAUGUAAACGAGACUUCCAGUUUUAAUCCUAUGAUACAAAUUCAGAGUUUAUUAUCUGUAGAAAACGAUGCCCGUAUCAACACAAAGGAGACAUGUAAGGAGGUACCAGAAAGGUUUGCCUUCGAGGCUGGACAUGAUGGAUGGGUGGAUUUUAGUAUCGGAACGCAGAGAUGGGGGACAGGAUCCACAACAUUUCCAGGGUGCCUAUUGGCGACAAGCAGUGAGGGGAACCUUCUAACCAAUGCCGUAAUUCACAGCCCCACAUUCUGUUCCACCGGGCCUGCAUGUGCUAUCAACAUGACCUACUACUUCAACAGUGGACCAACAGGCUCCCUUUCGGUACGUGUUUGGGACCUGGAGCAGGAUACCCAUAGCCACGUCUGGUACAGCGAGGAGCGGGGUGAGUCAUGGAGAUCGGUGGUGAUUCCCUUGGGAGAGAGGACACAGCCAUUCCAGUUGGUUCUGUCUGCAUUUAUGGACCCUCUUACUGGAGAAAGGUGGGCGGCCUCGGUCGAUGAGAUACAGUUUCUGCAAUGCAAGACGAUCCCGAGUGACACAGCGCUGACCUGUAACUUUGAGAUGGGGCUCUGUGGCUGGUACCAGAAUCCGACCGAUGAGAUUAACUGGGAACUCGGUGAACUGUUUGAUCACACCACUGGUAACGGCAAAUGCCUGCAUGUGAUUGGGGAAUCGCGUAUGGAUCGGGGAACGAAAGCCCGUCUUAUAUCUUACCCACAAUCCGUGGAUUCCAGUACCCAGUGUCUGUCAUUCUAUUAUCGUAUAUGGGGCCCAGAUGCAGGCUCGUUGAACCUGUUUAUUAAAUUUGAUGGCGAGGAAGAGCAGCUACUCUGGACUGGCAAAGGUACCCAUGGCAACAGGUGGCACCACGAGUCUGUCACACUCGCAAAUACCAACAAGAAGUACCAGCUGUACCUUGACGCUGUACGGGAUGGCUCAGUGGGACAUAUUUCAGUUGAUGAUAUAACUCUGACAAGUGGUUAUUGCGCUGCCCCCAGGCGCUGCACCUUUGAGGCUGGAUUCUGUGGUUUCACCACUGAGGGGACUUACCAGUGGAAGAUACAGCAGGGCACCCAAGCCAGAGCCCACACAGGACCAUUUCUCGAUCACACCCUGCAGGCUCUCACAGGGCAUUAUGCGGUUGUGGAUACCAGCUCUGGUGCUUUGCCAAAUAAGAAGACCGCCACGCUCACGUCAGGUUGGCACACCGCACAGCCCCAGCAGGGGUGUCUGAGUUUCUGGUACCAGAUGAGCAGCAGUGAUGCAGGAACUCUGAAUGUAGAUCUGGUGGAGAAUACAGGCAAGAAACAAGUGAAGACUCGCCUGCUUAGCGUGAGUGAGACGCACAGUGGCGAUUGGCACUACAAAAGUGUGGGACUCCAGUCUGACCAAGAGUGGAUGAUAAAGCUUGAAGCUGUUGGAGCAGGAGGUGACCAAUGCUUUAUUGCUGUGGAUGACAUUCACAUCAGUCAUCAUCACUGUCACGAGCCAGCCACAUGUAGCUUCGAGUCAGGUUCUUGUGCGUGGACUAAUACCCAUAUUCCUUUGAUGGAUACAUAUGAUUGGGAUUGGACCAGCGGGGCUGCCCUAUCCACAAGGGGCUCGAUACCUGAAAAAGACCACACUCUGGGUACCACGGAAGGACAUUACGCCUUUGUGGACACUGGAGCAAUGCACAUUGAGGGCAGCACAGCCUGGCUGAUCAGCGAACACCUCCCCAAGACUGCCGGAUCCUGUUUCACGUUCUGGUAUCGUACCGAUUCUUCAGACCAUAGCCAUCUUGGGGAGCUUGUCCUGUUUCUCAUCAGUAGUCAUGGCCUGCAGCCUCUCUGGGCCCUCCGUGGGUACCACAGUGGUGAAUGGGAGCAGGAACAGCUACAGAUCAACAGUACCGUGCCGUUCCAGAUCGCAUUUGAGGGUUCUAAGGGGACCAGACCGCACUCUGCUACCCUGUCCCUAGAUGAUCUGACGUACAAAGCCGACGUGCCGUGCACUCCAAGGAAGGAAGACAAGGGGCUGCCAGAUCCCUCACGGUUUCUUGGAAACCGUCUCUUCUUCAGGACGGUGGGCAGCACUCAGGGCCGGUGCAAGGAUUCUUGCCGCCCCCUCAUGAAUACAACUACAUUCUUUCACAGGUUUAUUCUCUAA
Molecule: messenger RNA, 3414 nt
Organism: Pelobates fuscus (common spadefoot toad)
Lineage: Eukaryota; Metazoa; Chordata; Amphibia; Anura; Pelobatidae
Gene: MAMDC4
Product: MAM domain containing 4
Exons: 28
Coding region: 16-3414 (1132 amino acids)
Cellular component (GO): membrane
Molecular function (GO): protein binding
Source: RefSeq, a predicted model, not a curated record